Molecule: messenger RNA, 2551 nt
Organism: Heteronotia binoei (common prickly gecko)
Lineage: Eukaryota; Metazoa; Chordata; Lepidosauria; Squamata; Gekkonidae
Gene: MEIKIN
Product: meiotic kinetochore factor
Exons: 13
Coding region: 54-1259 (401 amino acids)
Biological process (GO): homologous chromosome segregation; meiotic sister chromatid cohesion, centromeric; female meiosis chromosome segregation
Cellular component (GO): kinetochore
Source: RefSeq, a predicted model, not a curated record
GUGGGCGGGGCUACGGGAUUGGCGUCCCGAAUGAAGUUCUGGAUCGUUAUUGGAUGCCUGCGCUGUUCUACAGAGAAAAAACAAGUAAGAUGGAUUGGAACAAAUUGCGCACCUAUUCUGGGAAAAGGAAGACCCGAACAAAUACGCAUUGUGCUUCUCCUGUGCCAGACAUGGUAGUUCCUGGUAUUGUGGGCAGGAGGAAUGCCUCUAGGCAGUGCUUAAACCUGAUUUCCAAACGGCAGACUGGAAGUGUCAGUGCAAAAACAUUACCAGCAAUUCAAGAAACCUCUAAGGUAGAUUGCUUUUCAGCUGAACAAAGUGUUGAAAUGAACUAUAAUGAGAGCACAGGCAUGAAUAUGAAUGAAAAUAUCAAGAAUAUGGACAGUAAUACAUCUCAGGAUUCUCUGCAUUUAAACACUGGAAGUAGAGAAAGCCUGGGAAAUAGUGAGACUAGUUCAGGGAUGACCCUACCAACUGGUGUUUCAGACUUUCUGCUAGAGUGCUUGGAUUCUAGUAUAGAAAUUAAUACAGAAUCUGGUGAUGGAACAAAUAGUUACUCAUCACCUGAAACAUUCAGGGAUGGCAGCGAUUUAGAAGAAACCUGUGUCGGUCCCAGAGAAUACUUUGGAUGCAAGAAUUCUACACUCCUGGACACCAGCAGAGCCAUCAAUAUAGACAAGAUAUCACUGCCAAGUUUUUCAAAAACAUUUGAAAAUACUUUGGAAGGUCGAGAGGAACACCAUACAAGUGACAAACUGUUCAAGAGCAAACAGUGUUGUGAAUCAACAGAUGUGCCAACUACAAUUAAAGGGAAACAAGUGUACAAAAUCCUGUCAUCAAAGGAAAAAACACCAAAAUCAAAACCUUCUGAAAUUUUGACACUGCCCCCAAAACAAAACAAACAGCUUGAUGAUCAACAACCCAGAAGAACGAAGUUCAGAAAGAAGGUACAUUUCAAAAGUGUUCUUGAAAGCACGGCAUCCUCCUCCUCUUCUGCUGCGCUUUCUUCCGCUAAUUCAAAGGCAUCAGCUCCAUCUCAUGGAAUUAUAGCUGGAGAGUUAGCCUCUGAAGAGCCAGGUGCUAAUAUGUAUUUGCAUCAUCCACCAGAAAUCUGCUGCAUCAUUAAAGCUUCACCAGAAUUUAGACCACUGAAAGUGGUCCAGCAUCCACUGAGCAGACGAAUACUGUUCCCCCCACCAGGAGUAUCAACAGAUAUUAUUACCAGUGACAUAAACUGGAUCUACGGUAAUGAUAGAUGAUCACUUCCCCUGUUCUUCAGGACAUAACAGAAAAAAAAAAGAUUGGAAGGAGGAAUUGGGAGUACUUUAUGGAACAUUGUAAAGUUGCAUUGUAUGAGCAGUGCCCCCAAAUCGUAUUUGAACUAAUGGAACUUAGGUUUUUAGCUAUGUAGUUUAAUGUUAUAUUGAUUUCAGUAACAUGUUUAAAGUUUCAUAGAAAGUAUUUGUAGUAGCUGAGAUAUAAGUGAUUGCAUAUAUAUCCAUAUUUCAGAAUUUUCGAAACAAUUAAAUGAUAAUCAGAUGAGGAAUUUGAAAUCUGUACUGUUUCUUUGCCAGAAGGUAUUUUGGAUCUUGGGGAUUGUUCUCUUAAGUGCAGAUUUAAAAUUUUUAAUUUCAUUUAGUGAGAAAUUCAGAAAACGAAAAAAGAUUAGACUGAACUAAGAUUUUGUUAAAUUUCAAACUUGGUGAUACUUUUAAAGAAAAUUAUGGAAGAAUAAUUGACUUGGGUAUGUCUGCAUUCUAGUAGGCAAGAAUGCUGUGAUUGGUGUAAAUAUUCUAGUCCAUAUUUAUAUUCCGUUCUCCUGUACUGCUAUUAAGAAUUUAGUAUUGCUUUGAACUUUUCUUUAUCCCAAGCCAGCCCCGCAUCUCUCCCUCCCUCCCCUCCCGUCCUGUUUGGUCGAGCGGGGUGGGAGAACAAGAGGCAGCAGGUCUCCGUGUUUCUUGAUGCCUGCUGGCUGCAAAAAGCAGGAAGACCAGGCCAGUUAGCCCUAACUCUCUUUCCUCUCCUGCUCAGCCAAGCAGGACGGGAAAGCGAGAGGUGGCAGCAGUCUCCCUGCUUCUUGCAGCUGACUGGCUGCAAGAAGCAUGGAGAGCUGGCCUGCUGGCCCUGCCUUUUUAGGUGGGGGGGGGCGGGUUUAAAGAAUGCAAGUGUCCCCUGGGUUUUUCAAAAGACCCCUGACCUAAAAAAUCCUGGCAAUGCCCAUGUCCAGUAUGCGCUGAAGUUGCUUGUAACUCUGAUUAAUCUCAGUAAGAUUUGUCAUCCAAAGAGAAAUGUAAGCCAAUGUAGAACAGUCAUAUCUACUUUUAAGUCCUAAUACUUCCCCUUAACUGGGUUUAUGAAGUUAUGUUCCAUGUGAAUACAGAUUAGAAUAAUGAACUCAAAGUAUGUAUAUGUAGAUAAAACUAGGCAUGUUCUUGAAUUUUAAUCAGCUGUUUCUGUUUAAGGUUGGACUUUACUUACUCUGUUCCUGAUUUUGAUUUACUGUGCCCUUUAAAACAAAACUCCUGUCCUAUAAAAACUUUGUUACAUAGUA